AUGCCUCGUCGUGAAUUUCCCGUCGAGUAUCCCGCUUAUCUGAAGAAACGCAUCGAGGAGAGCGCCACCAUCUGGGGUGUUCCUCCAGGUCGCGUCGAGAAGAUGAUCGAGGAGGAGGGCAAGAAGAUUGGCAGCCCGGUGCAGCGUAGACCACCCCAUACAGCAGACGCCGCGGCUGACACGCAAGUCGAUGGCCACAAUUCUACCCCACCACAAACCCUUGAGCGAGAAGCUGAACGCUCAGUGCAUGGCGCCGGCUUGCCGGUCGCCGGACAGCCUGCCAGUGCUGCAAAAUUCCCUGCCGGUCACGCGAAUAAUCCAAUUGACUUGACAGGCGAGGGUGAACAUGAGAGCAAUGACCCUGGCGACUCUACUAUUGCCCCCAAACUUAGCUCUCGUGAAUGUGAGGACGGAAAAGGUCACACUAUGGAAGACCUCACCCAGGUCCCCAAAGAGAUCUCGCAGUCGGCUGUCCCAAAAUCAGUUGUUAAGACUACUGCCAAACUCCGGCGACGUGCUGCUGUUGAUGAGAAUACUGGGGGGGUGUUUGCUCCGAAGCCACGUCGCGCACCUGUUCAAUGCCUUCGGGGAGGUCCUGUCGUAGUCAGUGGCCCCGAUAAUUCUAGCCACCUUUCUGGUGAUCGCCUGACCCAGCCACGAUCUCCGACUAAGCAGUCUAUAGAUGGAAACACGAUCCAGAUCUCGAAAACUCGUAAGCGCGGGGCUGCCGACUCACCAAAUGGCGCUCGAGGAUCAGAACCAAAACGGAUGAAAGAAACUUCGGAAUGCGUGCCUGGACAUGUGCGGAAUGAAGACAUGAAAGCUGCUGGCAUUGAUGAACUAAAUGGUACUGUCCAAAAGGCUAUGAUUGGUCAUGAGCCAGAUGCCAUUCCCUCCGAGGACUGUGACAGCGAUUUAGAUUCACUGUUUGAGGAUGACGACGCAGAGGCAAUCAACAAUGACCAUCCCGAUACGGUGCCUGUCGAAGGUACCGCCGGUGAAGUUCUGACCCAUCAAGCCGAUCAUAUAGGCAGCUCCGACGCACAUGCCGAUAUCCCCCGUAACGGUUCACCCGUAGCUGAGACAUCCGAGGAAGAAGCUUCAACGCAAUCUUGCCCCACCUAUGCUUCCGGUCACAUCUUACCUGUCCACGACAGAUUCACCCCAGCGAACCUUGCUAAAGAUAAGGGUUUGGCCGAAUGGUGCAAAACUCGCAAACCGCAGUACCAAGACUUCUGCAAUCAAGAGGAGUUUCAUCGCCAAGCUCCAAAUACAUAUCGGCCCUGCAACAGGUAUCGAUGCGGAAUGACACACGAGGAUCAAAUGGAGCACUCUACUUCGGACGCCUACAAGGCCUUUCACUUGGAGACUUAUGGAGUGCCUGUUGAUGAGAACAAGCCGUUCGGUGAUUUAGAUAGCGCUGUGCGCAAUGGGAAGCACAACAGCGCAGAGAAAAAGAGCACGGCUGGCACAAAGCCAAAGGAUACACAGGAACAGAAGCCUACAGGUGCCAAACCAACAAUGGUUCCUAACAAGCUUUUCGUCAAGGUCACCCAGGGCAAAGCCAAGCCUUCCAAGCGAAACAUCAACGGGCUCAACCCCAAUCAAGUCCUGACGCGCCACAAACGGGCAACUGGUCGUCCUUAG
Messenger RNA from Periconia digitata, 1647 nucleotides. The record is from the annotation of a GenBank genome assembly. NCBI's taxonomy places the organism in Eukaryota, Fungi, Ascomycota, Dothideomycetes, Pleosporales, Periconiaceae.